AUGACGACGCCGCCGGCGCCACCGAGUCGGGACGAGCGCGCGGCGUGGUACGUGCGCUUUGAGCACGUCGUCGUGACGCGAUCGGUGCAUGGCGUGGGUGUGCAGUUCGACUGCGCCACGAACAUCCCCAGUUUCCACCGCACGUCGUACCAGGGCGUUCAGCGGACGUAUGCGGAGCUCGCGCGCUACUUUCUCGCGCUCACAUGCUAUGGACCGCGCGUGAUCGUGCCGGCCCUGCCGCUGCCGACGCCCUGGAUGGCGCGUGCGUCGUCUGAGCUCGAGGAUCUUCAAGUGCUCCUGCGCCGGUGGUUUGCCUACAUCGCGCAAGACUCGGUGCUGCGCAUGCAUCGCGAGACGCUGCGCUUGGUCGAGGCGGACUAUAGCUAUGAGCCGCUCCGGCCGGACGACACGGCGCCGGCGCCUCUGAUCAAGCAGUUUGGCCACAUGGACGCACGCAUCCGCUCCCUGCAGCACGUUUGGGACGGGUCCGUGUGGGAGACGGAGCCAGAGGCCGCGCCGCCAACGCGCCGACGCCCGCGGCUGUUUCGCACGAACGCGGCACCGCGGCGCGAGACACCGGCCGCGCUCGUUCCUGCGCCGAGCGCGGCCCCGAGCGCGGUCCCUGUGUCGGACCCUGAUCCCCAUUUCUCCCACGCCCGCAGCGACAUUACGCGUCUCGAGAAGCAGCUGGCGGAUGUGUCGUUGGCCAGUGCAGGUGUGUCCCAGGCUCGUCAGGAUGUGAACAAGGCGUUCGACGACCUCGUUCGCAAGCUGCCCGGCCUCGCGACGCUCGAAGAGGCACGUCCAGCGAGCCUGCAGGGCCGACUUCCGCGAACGCUGCGUAGUGCGCAUACCCAUCUCCAGCACAUCGUCCACACGUCGACGGCGCUCAUGUAUGCGGACCAGGUGACGCUGGGCGACGCCAUGGCGUACUAUGCGCACACGAUGCGCAUGGCGCGGCAGACUCUGCAGGAGCGCAUGAGCGUCGUCGUCGAGCGCGCUCUGGCGCGUCGCGUCGUGGCGAACAAGCAGCAGGAUGCGCAGCAGCUCCAGUAUGGACGGCAUCCGCAUCCCGAUCGCGUGGAAGCGGCGAAAGAGGAGGUCCAGGAGGCCCAGCAGCAGCUCUCGGCCCUCGACGACUAUCUCGCCAAGGUCCAUGACUCGCUGCAGGACAGCUUGCAGCGCCACAGCAUUCACACGCACCAAGACCUGCUCGCCUCGAUCCAGCGGCAUGCAUGCACGAGUCGCGCGAUCGAGCAGCGCCUUGCCGACGAACUGGCCAGCCUCGCGGAGGCGUGCCGCGCCUCGGCGGCCGAUGCACAGCAGGCGGCGUACGAGGCGGCGCAUGCACCGCGCCGCAUCACACCUGCCCAGGCCGCGGCGGCUCGUAUGACGGGGCGCAGCGUGCCGGAGCAGCCUGACGCGGCGGAUCAGCUCAGCAAGCCGCGCGAGCGCGGCCCCGAGGCAGCGCCCCCAAGCGACGAGCGCGGCCCCGAGGCAGCACCCCUAGGCGACGAGCGCGGCCCCGAGGCAGCACCCCUAGGCGACGAGCUCAACCCCGAGCCUGCCGGCGACGAGCCCAGUCCCGAGGCGCCGUCCUUCCCCUCGCUCGCGUUCCAGCGCGACCGCGAGCGCGGCCCGUGGACGCGCUUGUCCGCGUCCGCCGCCGCCCAGGCGCUCGGCGGCCCUUGGUAG
Messenger RNA from Malassezia restricta, 1695 nucleotides. Its product is annotated as vacuolar protein sorting-associated protein. NCBI's taxonomy places the organism in Eukaryota, Fungi, Basidiomycota, Malasseziomycetes, Malasseziales, Malasseziaceae. The transcript has a single exon. Gene Ontology annotation, biological process: retrograde transport, endosome to Golgi; intracellular protein transport. Gene Ontology annotation, molecular function: phosphatidylinositol-3-phosphate binding. Gene Ontology annotation, cellular component: endosome; retromer, tubulation complex. Bases 1 to 1695 code for a protein of 564 amino acids. The record is from RefSeq and is a predicted model, not a curated record.